Penicillium oxalicum is the source of this 759-nucleotide messenger RNA. RefSeq names its product U2 snRNP complex subunit LEA1 (gene lea1). The record is from RefSeq and is a predicted model, not a curated record. The coding region runs from base 1 to 759 and encodes 252 amino acids. Gene Ontology annotation, cellular component: U2 snRNP. The transcript has 4 exons. Gene Ontology annotation, biological process: mRNA splicing, via spliceosome. Gene Ontology annotation, molecular function: U2 snRNA binding; protein binding. NCBI's taxonomy places the organism in Eukaryota, Fungi, Ascomycota, Eurotiomycetes, Eurotiales, Aspergillaceae.
AUGCGCUUGACCGUCGAGCUCAUCCAGAAUUCCCUCUCAUACAUCAACCCACUCAAAGACCGCGAGCUGGACCUCCGAGGGCACAAGAUCCCGGCAAUUGAGAAUCUGGGUAUUGCAAAGGAUCAAGAUGCGAUCGAUUUCACGGACAACGAUCUCUCUUCCCUCAGCAAUUUCCCAUUCUUCCCUCGCCUCCACACUCUUCUUCUUGCUCGCAACCGGAUCAAUCACAUUCAACCCAAUCUGGGAUCAUCAAUUCCAUCGCUUACGAACUUGGUCCUGACUUCGAACAAUUUGUCUGAAUUGGCGGACGUUGAGGCGCUGCGCACACUCCCCAAGCUCACGCACUUGGUUCUCCUGGAGAAUCCCAUCACACGAAAAGAGAACUACCGGUAUUGGAUCAUUUGGUUGGCUCCGUCCGUUCGAUUCCUCGAUUACCAAAAGGUCAAGGACGUGGAACGCGAAAAGGCCAAGGAGCUAUUCGGAACCCUUGAGCAGCCCUCUGCGCUCGCUUCAAAGACCAUGGGUAUCAAGUCCCGGGCCUUUGGUCCCACGAGCGCUGCCAUGACGCCCAGCCAGACAGAUCGGGCGAUCCGAGUGAAACUCACCGAUGCCGAGCGUAAGCGCGUUGAGAAGAUGAUUCGGGAAGCGAAGAGCCUACAAGAAAUUGCACGGUUGGAGAAGGAAUUGAAUGAGGGCCGGAUACCGGGUGGUGCACUCGGAGCCAGUGACACCGAUGGAGAUGAGAGGAUGCAGAUGUGA